AUGAGGAUUAUUGUUGCCAUUAUGGCUUUAGGUUUGAUCAAAACUGAUGGUAUAACCUAGGACGGAAGCAAAGGUUUAAUGUUGUAUGAAAGCGAAGGAAACCAAUUAGGAUCUUUAACUGAUGUAACAUGGUCACCAACAAUGGCUUGUGGACAGUGCAUUGAUUCAGGAUACAUUUACUGCAGGAAAGGAAUUAACGCUUAAGAGCUUAUUUAGGAUCCUUUCACAUCUGAUUACAUUUGUUGUUAGUCAAAGGAUGCAUGCCCUUAGAUUUCAGAUAUCUCCUAUACUUGCUCUAAUUUCUUCGGAGACAAACUUGAGCAAAAAAGAGUGUGUCCUUUUGUCAGCGGUAGAUGCGGUCAAGGUAAAAAGAAUAUUGUUCUCUCAAAAGUUGGUGAAAAAUAAACAGUAAAAAUAUCAGGAUUAGACAAAGGAUAAACGUGUAUGUACAAGGUUGUUGCGAAAUGCGGAGUUCCAUAAUUUACUUCUGAAUCCAUCACUGGUGUUAAUAUCGACUCAAUAGAAUUAGGACAAGACUGGGAUUCUAGAGCAACAAUAUAGACUGAGGUUGAUUCUCAAACAAGUAAUGAAUCAGCCAGUGAUAAUAAUUAAAAACCCACUCAGGAAUACCAAAGACUUUUAACUAGCGAGUUAGAACAAAAUGAUCUGAAAGUAGGAGCUGAUUUAUGCGAGGACAGAUAGAUGUAUGUGGUCAUUACUGGAGAUCCAGUCAAACUAACUUCUCCAAUUAAUUUGAAUGCUGAUUUCUGGAGUCAAAGUCUAAACUCUUUCAGGGGUGCCUAGGUAUCCUUCUUGCUUUUGCUAGGAAUAUUCAUAUUCUCUUAUUAUGCUUGA
Stylonychia lemnae is the source of this 855-nucleotide messenger RNA. Lineage: Eukaryota; Ciliophora; Spirotrichea; Sporadotrichida; Oxytrichidae. The record is from the annotation of a GenBank genome assembly.